AUGAGUAUUGAUAUUGGAGGGAUGAGAAUUAAAUACAAAGACAAAGACGAAACCUUCUUGGAGAAGCAUUUGGUUUCAAAAGAACCUUUUGGACAAUUCAAGGCAUGGUUUGAAGAAGCUUGUUCUAAGAAAGAGAUUCUAGAACCCAACGCAAUGUGCUUAGCAACUGCCACUAAAGAAGGUAUACCAUCUGCUAGAUUUGUACUGUGCAAGGGAUAUGGUAAAGAAGGUUUUAAGUUCUUCACCAAUUAUGAAAGUAGGAAAUCUAAAGAAAUGGACAUGAAUCCAAAUGUAGCAGCCACAUUUUAUUGGGAAAGUUUAAACAGAUCUGUUAGAAUUGAGGGCUGUGUGGAAAAGUUAUCUGAAGAGGAGUCAACAACUUACUUCCAUUCAAGGCCUGUCCCCAGUCAGAUUGCAGCAUGUACAAGUUGUCAAAGUACUCCUAUUGAGUCCAGAGAUGUUUUGUGUGAAAAGGAAUUGGUUUUGGAACAAACAUACAUGAUUCCACAAAAAGAAAUACCAAAGCCAUCAUAUUGGGGAGGCUACCUUAUUCGUCCGAAAGCUGUUGAAUUUUGGCAAGGUCAGCGUGAUCGUCUCCAUGAUAGAAUAAAGUUCAGAAGACCAAAAAUUAAUGAGGUUCCCGAUGGCAAACUGUUGCAUGAAGGAGAGGAUGGAUGGGUAUAUGAACGAUUGUCUCCUUAA
Messenger RNA from Arctia plantaginis, 702 nucleotides. NCBI's taxonomy places the organism in Eukaryota, Metazoa, Arthropoda, Insecta, Lepidoptera, Erebidae. The record is from the annotation of a GenBank genome assembly.